AUGGCCAGCAACGAAGCAAGCCCCCGCUUUGGGCAUCCUUUGCAGCCCUCGGGGAGGCAACCCCAGAGGGAUUUGCAGGAUCCGCGCUCCCCGUUCGAUGUGGAAGAGCUUCCGAGGUACGUCGGGGAGGAUGUGAAGGGGAUGGUGGACACUUCCUCUACUGAGGCGCAGGACCCAUACGACUUCUCGCGAUACGACCCGAAGAACCAGAUCGAGAUGCAGGACAGGGUACGCGCCGACCGCGUGACCCGCCGCCGCAUACCUGCAAACACGCUUCAGAAGUACCUCAACUACAUUGUGCCCUACGGUGGUCUGUUUUCCACGGGCCUCAACCUCGCCAGCUCAUCCAUCGGCGCUGGCAUUAUUGCGCUCCCGUACGCCUUCAACUCCUCUGGCCUUGUUAUGGCGAUUUUCUAUAUGGUUGUUAUCGCCUACCUCACCAUCUACUCCUACUACCUGCUGGGCCAGGCUGGUACCAGGACUGGUCUGCGCAACUACGAGCAGAUUGUGCGCACGCUGCUCGGCCCCGGCGCCGACUACUUCCUCGCCUUCUGCAUGUGGUUUCUGAGCUUUGGUGGGGAGGUGUCGUACGUCAUCUCAGUGAAGGAUGUGCUGACUGCCUUCCUCGAAAACGCUGACAGCACGCCGGCGUUCCUGUUAGGCAUCUGGGGCCAGCGCCUGCUCACCUUCAUCGUGUGGCUUGUGGCCAUGCUGCCGCUGUGCCUGCCAAAGGAGAUCAACUCGCUGCGCUACUUCUCCUGCAUCGCGAUUGUGUUCAUCGUGUACUUUGUGAUCUCGAUGGUGGUGCACAGCGCGCAAAACGGGCUGCGUGCCGAUCCACGUCCGGAGAUUCGGCUCUUCAACACGGGCAACACCGCCAUUGCUGGACUGGCCACGUUCAUGUUUGCCUUUCUUUCGCAGCUGAAUGCGUACGAGUCCUACGAGGAGAUGAAGAACCCCACGCCGCUGCGCCUCACGCUGGGCGCGAGCAUCUCCGUUGGUAUCGUGUUUGUGCUGUACCUCUUCGCUGGGCUCUUUGGAUACCUCGACUUCGGCGCUGCGAUGACGGGCUCCGCACUGAAGUAUUACAACCCCAUCGCGGAUAAGAUGAUGGGCGUCGGCUAUGUUGGCAUCCUGUUCAAGCUCUGUGUCGGGUUCGGCCUGCACAUGAUCCCGGUGCGCGAUGCCAUCUACCACUGCGUCCGCGUGGAUGUGCACACCAUCGCGUGGUGGAAGAACGCGUGUGUGUGCGGCUUCAUGGCACUGCUCUCACUGGUGGCUGGGCUGUUCAUCCCGAACAUCAACGUUGUCUUUGGCCUUGUCGGCGGCUUUUCUGGCGGCUUCAUCGGCUUUAUUUACCCGGCGCUCAUGGUCAUGUACGCUGGCAGCUGGUCCCUGUCGUCUGUUGGGUGGUACCACUACCUCUCCACGUACUUGCUGCUCAUCGUCGGUGUCAUUGGCGUCGUGUGGGGGACGGCCAGUUCCAUCUAUGGCGAGAUUUAG
This is a messenger RNA of Leishmania braziliensis MHOM/BR/75/M2904, 1503 nucleotides long. RefSeq names its product putative amino acid transporter aATP11 (gene AAT1.2). Bases 1 to 1503 code for a protein of 500 amino acids. Lineage: Eukaryota; Euglenozoa; Kinetoplastea; Trypanosomatida; Trypanosomatidae. The transcript has a single exon. Gene Ontology annotation, biological process: amino acid transmembrane transport. Gene Ontology annotation, molecular function: amino acid transmembrane transporter activity. The record is from RefSeq and is a predicted model, not a curated record.